AAGGAAAAUGAUUCGGCUUAGUGUUUACGCGGGCCUUAGUUCCCUCGCAACAUUAGCUGUGAUUUACCAUGCUUUUAGCAGCCGUGGUCAAUUUUACCCUGCGACUGUGUAUCUAUCGACGUCGAAGAUCAGUUUGGUGCUUCUACUCAACAUGGGUUUGGUUCUAAUGUUUAGCUUAUGGAAUCUGGUGAAACUUGUGUUUCUUGGUUCUCUUAGAGAAGCUGAGGUGGAACGUUUGAAUGAGCAAGCGUGGAGAGAAAUCAUGGAGAUUCUCUUUGCCGUCACUAUAUUUCGACAGGACUUCUCUGUUGGGUUUCUCUCUUUGGUUGUGACUCUUUUGUUGAUCAAGGGUUUGCAUUGGAUGGGUCAGAAGAGAUUAGAGUAUAUAGAGACUACUCCUUCUGUGACUUUACUCUCUCAUGUUCGUAUUGUUUCAUUCAUGGUGUUCCUUCUCGUCUUGGAUGGCCUCCUUACGUAUAGUUCUAUACGGCAAUUGAUUCAGUCACGGAAAGCUUCAAUGUCGGUGUUCUUCACGUUUGAGUAUAUGAUUCUGGCAACAACAACUAUCUCUUUGAUUGUGAAGUAUACCUUUUAUGUCACUGAUAUGCUCAAGGAAGGUCGAUGGGAAGGAAAACCAGUAUACACUUUCUAUCUGGAGCUUGUCCGUGACUUGCUUCACCUUUCCAUGUAUCUUUGCUUCUUCCUUAUGAUAUUCAUGAACUAUGGCCUUCCCCUUCAUCUAAUACGGGAGCUCUACGAAACAUUCAGAAACUUCAAGAUUCGUGUGACUGAUUACCUCCGGUAUCGUAAACUCACUUCUAAUAUGAAUGAUCGGUUUCCUGAUGCAACUCCCGAUGAACUUAGCGCAAUUGACCCGACCUGUAUCAUAUGCCGUGAAGAAAUGACCUCAGCGAAGAAAUUAAUAUGUGGCCAUCUCUUUCAUGUGCAAUGUCUUCGGUCAUGGUUGGAACGACAGAACACAUGUCCCACUUGCAGAGCGCUGGUUGUACCAGCUGAGAAUGCUACAUCGUCAGCUUCUGGAAACCGUGGACCACACCAAGAAUCCCUGCAGCAGGGAACAGGUACUUCAAGUUCAGAUGGGCAGGGUUUUUCUGAAGCUGCUGCUGCUAGUGAGAAUAUGAGCAGGCACGAGGCUAGGUUUCGAGCUGCUGCUUCUGCAGCGUCCAUAUAUGGGAGAUCCGUUGUUUAUCCAUCAUCUGCAAACCCACUAGUAUGGUCUCAAGGUUAUUCAUUGCUUCCACAGACAGAGCUAGAAGCUCAGAAGAGAUUUCUUGAGUCCGAAAUCGAGGUGUUACAAAACCAACUUCGGCUACUCCAAAAUUCGGCAACUGUAGAUACGAAAGGAAAGUCGGUUGCGGAAACUGCAGAUUAAACCAUCAAAGCAAAAUGUGGUGGUCUUAUUAGAGGUCAUCACGUAAACAAAAAGAUACAAUCUAACCUGUAUUUUAGGAUUUUAGGGUAAAAAGAGAAACCAGAGUGAACCUCAGAAUCUAUUUUAGGGUAUUUAUGGUUUUGCUUUGAUGGUUUUUCUAGCGAGGAUUUCAAAAUGUACAUGUUGGGGGGUCUCAAGAGAGCGUGGAACAGACGUAACAAGCCCAACAACAAUUGUCUCGAUAUUAGCUUUUCUUUAAGUAUUUCCUUCCAAUAUAUAUUUAAGCUAGCCUGUAUUCGAUCUGGAAAUAGUGGGUACCCAGAGAAACGAUCAUUUUACUAAGGCCUGUUCGUUUUUUUAUCUAGAUGCUGCAUCUAGAUAUUUGUAUCUAGAUCAGCUCUGAUCUAGAUGCUGCAUCAUUUUGGAAACUAGGUUUUGUAUCAAGAUGCUAUGUUUAGAUAUAAAAUUGUUCGUUU
Molecule: messenger RNA, 1869 nt
Organism: Eutrema salsugineum
Lineage: Eukaryota; Viridiplantae; Streptophyta; Magnoliopsida; Brassicales; Brassicaceae
Product: ERAD-associated E3 ubiquitin-protein ligase HRD1B
Exons: 7
Coding region: 8-1393 (461 amino acids)
Source: RefSeq, a predicted model, not a curated record